GCGGGGGGGUUAUCCACUUACUGUUUGGUCCAGGAAAAUCUGGCAGUGUUUUCUUCUAUCAAUAACAUUUGAAAAGAUCUAUCUCAGCAGGUGUAGAAGGAACCAUAGCCCUUAGAUUGGAGAAAGAAGACAGAAAAAACAGAAACAAGGUUUUACUCAUGGCUCUGAAAGGAAAUAACAUCUGCAAUAACAAGGACCUACAGUUACAAGGAUUUCUAACAGAUUCCGAAAACCAUCCAUCUGUUUCAAUAAAUACACAGCCACUUCUCGAUGACUACCAUGUGGAGACCAAGCCCUUUGCACGUGGAAAGUUCGCCACAGUUCGACGUUGCACAGAUAAAACCAACGACCGAGCCUAUGCUGCCAAAUGCAUCAAGAAACGACGCCGUUCAGCUAAUGUCCGUCACGAAAUAAUGCACGAAAUCUUAGUUCUAAAGAUGUGUGAGCCGUGUCCACGAAUCAUUCACCUGCACCAAAUAUACGAAGGUCCAUCCGAGAUUAUCUUAGUCCUCGAAAUGGCAGAAGGAGGAGAACUCCAGCGACUUUUAGAUGAUGACGAGAUGUUUGAAGAAUCUCAAGUGAUUCACGUGAUUAUCCAAGUUCUAGAAGCUCUCUCAUUUCUCCACGGUUUGAACAUUGUUCAUUUAGAUAUCAAGCCUCAAAACAUACUAUUGACUGGCUCUUUUCCACAAUGUGACAUCAAAUUGUGCGAUUUCGGCAUUUCACGGUUAGUUUCAGAAGGCAUUGAAGUGAGAGAGAUAGUAGGAACUCCAGAUUACGUAGCUCCAGAGAUUCUUCAGUAUGAACCAAUCAGUUUCGCCAGUGACAUGUGGAGUAUAGGGGUUCUGACGUAUGUCCUUCUUUCUGGUUAUACACCUUUUGGUGGAGCCACCAAGCAGGAAACCUUCUGUAAUAUUACUAAAGGUACCCUAGAGUUCCCAGAAAAGAUGUUUCAAGAAGUUUCUAACCAUGCCAAGGAUUUCAUCAAAAAACUGUUAGUGCAGAAUCAAAGACAGAGGAUGCUCCCAGAAAAUUGUCUUAAACAUCCGUGGAUUGCACCUAACUCUGAAGAAAUUUCGAGGCAAAACCUUUCUUCAAAAACUGAAAAAAUUGAAUUCAAAUCAACACCUGACGAAAACAGGAAUUAUAUGGUUAACUCAUAUACUCAAAAUAAAGGUGACUUACUACAACAAAACUACUUUGAAAUUGAAGUACUUCCACCAGAAAAUGUUGUACGGAAAACAUCAGCUGAACAACAACAACAAACGCCCUACGAAGUUAUAAACGUAGAAGAAGAAACAGAGCAGAAAGAAGAAUCUAGUAAUAUAACAGAGUGUAAACAGCAAGUGUCUAUUAUUCCUGCAGAAACAGUCAUAGAUCAACCAUUUCUGAAAGAUAUAAUAAGUUUACCAAGGUACCAACCCCCAGUUGUUCCAGCGGGAAAAAUGGAGGAAAAUCAACUGUUACAGAAAAAUAUUUUUCUUCCUGAACAUGGUGAAUUAGUAGAGAAAAAGUUAUCACCUAAAGACGUAAAUGUUUUACAUAAUUUCAAACACGAGGGUGCUGUACUUUCUCUAGAUACAGUGGAGGAACACUUAUCACCAUACGAAAGAAAGCUUUUACAAAAGCACGAACCUUCUGCACUACCAGUGGAAGCGGUAGAAGAAAAAACAUUAGUUCAAAACAAAAAUAAGCUACCUAAAGGAUCAUCGCUACCUGGAGAGAUAAUGAAGAAACAGGAAGAAAAUAUUUUAUGUAAGCACAGAGUGUCUCUACCUCCAAUGGAAACAAAGGAAAAUAAGCCACUUUUAAAUGACGGAAAGAUUCUGACUGAGCCCAAAGUCUCUACACUUUCAGUGGGAACAGAAGAUGGCCAGAAAUUGUUCGAAGAUAUGUUACCUAGACGCAAAGUCUCGGUACUUCCGGUGGAAACAGUGGAUGACCAGUCAUUACCUAGACACAAAGUCUCGGUACUUCCGGUGGAGACAAUGGAUAACCAGUUAUUACCUAGACACAAAGUCUCGGUACUUCCGGUGGAAACAGUGGAUGACCAAUCAUUACCUAGACACAAAGUCUCGGUACUUCCGGUGGAAAUAGUGGAUGACCAGUCAUUACCUAGACACAAAGUCUCGCUACUUCCAGUGGAAACAGUGGAUGACCAGUCAUUACCUAGACACAAAGUCUCGGUACUUCCGGUGGAAACAGUGGUGAACCAGUCAUUACCUAAACAAAAGUCUCGGUACUUCCGGUGGAAACAGUGGAUGACCAGUCAUUACCUAGACACAAAGUCUCGGUACUUCUGGUGGAAACAGUGGAUGACCAGUCAUUACCUGGACACAAAGUCUCGGUACUUCCGGUGGAAACAGUGGGUGACCAGUCAUUAACUGGACACAAAGUCUCGGUACUUCCGGUGGAAACAGUGG
Messenger RNA from Limulus polyphemus (Atlantic horseshoe crab), 2423 nucleotides. RefSeq names its product calcium-dependent protein kinase 27-like. The record is from RefSeq and is a predicted model, not a curated record. Gene Ontology annotation, biological process: positive regulation of apoptotic process; protein phosphorylation; intracellular signal transduction. Gene Ontology annotation, molecular function: protein serine/threonine kinase activity; ATP binding. The transcript is spliced from 8 exons. Gene Ontology annotation, cellular component: nucleus. The coding region runs from base 159 to 2384 and encodes 741 amino acids. Lineage: Eukaryota; Metazoa; Arthropoda; Merostomata; Xiphosura; Limulidae.